GAAGGAAGAGAAUCGAAACAGAAACCAAAGUCAGGCAAACUAUAAGAACCGCCUGGCGGAAGUCUGGACUCCAAGCAGGAGCGUCACCCGAGUUCCAGCGAACCGCGGAGUCGGAGGAGCAGCGCCGGCCCGCCAGCUCGCAGCCGCCGGCAGCCGCGUCCCCCACGCCCCGCGCGCCCUGCGCUCCUGCCCCGCGCGCCUGCCUGGGGACCCUGCGGGCAACUUUGUAGUUGUGGACCACAUCCCUGCCGAUCCUGCUGCUCUAAAGCAGAACAGCGCCCCCCACAUCUCACCUGUUGAAUACAGAACAACCACCUGACCAUCUCCUUGGGAGAAUCCUCUCCCUUCUCUGAGAGCUAAAGAUGAGCGGGCAUUCCACGGACAAGAGCUUCCGCUAUCUCAUCUCCUGUUUCAGAGCCAGAGUGAAAAUGUGCAUUCAGGUGGAGCCCGUGCUGGACUACCUGACUUUUCUGCCCGCAGACGUGAAGGAGCAGGUUCAGAGAGAGGCCGCCACCAGCGGGAACAUACACGCAGUUGAACUGCUUUUGAGCACCUUGGAGAAGGGGGACUGGCCCCUUGGCUGGGCUAGGGAAUUUGUGGAGGCCCUCCAGCGGGCAGGCAACCCUUUAGCGGCUCGCUACAUGAACCCCGAGCUCACAGACUUGCCCUCUCCAGCAUUUGAGAACACUCAUGAUGAGUGUCUCCAGUUGAUCAACCUCCUUCAGCCCACUCUGGUGGACAAGCUUUUGGUUAGAGAUGUCUUGGACAAAUGCAUGGAAGAGGAACUUUUGACAACUGAAGACAGAAACCGGAUUACUGCUGCAGAAAAUAAUGGAAACGAAUCAGGUGUAAGAGAGCUACUGAAAAGGAUUGUACAGAAAGAAAACUGGUUUUCUACAUUUCUGACUGUUCUGCGUGAAACGGGAAACGAUGAACUUGCCCAAGAGUUAAUAGGCACCAGUAGCUCUGAAAGCAAUGCAGAACUUGAGAAUUUAUCACAAAAAGAAGGUCCUGAAGUUAAAGAGCCACUUCUUUUUGCCACAGAUGAGCCAAGUUCAGAAAAAGAGGGCUGGGACACUGAGAAUAAUUCACCAGAAUCAUCUUUUGCAGAUUCUUCUGUGGUAUCAGUUAAACAAUAUUUCUCAUCCUUGAGGAUGGAAUUGCUUACGUCCUUGCAAAUAAACUGUAAGGAGGGAAUUCUUCCUCUGAAGGAAAGAAGGUUUUCAAAAGGAAUUGAUAAAUCAGACACAAGUUUGGCAGAAGGAAGUGUCAGCUGCUUAGAUGAAAGUCUUGGACAUAACAGCAACAUGGGCAGUGAUUCAGGCACCAUGGGAAGUGAUUCAGAUGAAGAAAAUGAGGCAGAACGAGCAUCCCCUGAGCCAGAGUUGCAUCUCAGAUCUUACCAAAUGGAAGUUGCCAAGCCAGCCUUGGAAGGGAAGAAUAUCAUUAUAUGCAUCCCUACAGGGAGUGGGAAAACAAGAGUGGCUGUUUACAUUGCCAAGGAUCACUUGGACAAGAAGCAAAAAUCAUCUGAACCUGGAAAAGUGAUAGUCCUUGUCAAUAAGGUACACUUGGUGGAACAGCUUUUCCGCAAAGAGUUUGAACCAUUUUUGAAGAAAUGGUAUUGUGUGACUGGAUUGAGUGGUGACACCCAGCUGAAAAUAUCAUUUCCAAAAGUUGUCAAAUCCCAUGAUGUUAUUAUCAGUACGGCUCAAAUCCUUGAAAACUCCCUUUUAAACUCAGAAAAAGGAGAAGAUGAUGGUGUCCAGUUAUCAGAUUUUUCCCUCAUCAUCAUUGAUGAAUGCCAUCACACCAACAAGGAAGCAGUUUAUAAUAACAUCAUGAGGCGUUACCUGAAACAGAAGUUGAAAAACAAUAGACUCAAGAAAGAAAACAAACCAGUAAUUCCGCUACCUCAGAUACUUGGAUUAACUGCUUCACCUGGUGUUGGAGGGGCCAAUAAGCAAGCCAAAGCAGAAGAACACAUUUUAAAAAUAUGUGCCAAUCUUGAUGCAUUUACCAUUAAAACAGUGAAAGAAAAUAUUGAUCAACUCAAAGACCAAAUAAAGGAGCCAUGUAAGAAGUUUGCAAUUGCAGAUAUCACCAGAGAAGAUCCAUUUAAAGAGAAGCUUCUGGAAAUAAUGACAAGGAUUCAAACUUUUUGCCAAAUGAGUCCAAUGUCAGAUUUUGGAACUCAACCCUAUGAACAAUGGGCUAUUCAAAUGGAAAAAAAAGCUGCAAGAGAAGGAAAUCGCAAAGACCGUGUUUGUGCAGAGCAUUUGAGAAAGUACAAUGAAGCCCUACAAAUUAAUGACACUAUCCGAAUGAUUGAUGCAUAUGAUCACCUUGAAACAUUCUAUAAUGAGGAGAAAGAAAAGAAGUAUGCAGUCCUAGAAGACGGUAGUGAUGAAAAUGAUGACAAUGAUAGUGAUGAUGGUAACAAAGAUGAGGAUGCUGUAAAGAAACCUAUGAAACUGGAUGAGACAGAUAGAUUUCUCAUGACUUUAUUUUUUGAAAACAAGAAAAUGUUGAAAAAGCUGGCUGAAAAUCCAGAACAUGAAAAUGAGAAGUUGAUCAAAUUAAGAAACACCAUAAUGGAACAAUACACUAGGACUGAGGAAUCUGCACGGGGAAUAAUUUUCACAAAAACAAGACAGAGUGCCUUUGCCCUUUCCCACUGGAUUACUGAAAAUGAGAAAUUUGCAGAAGUAGGAGUCAAAGCUCACCAUCUGAUUGGAGCUGGACACAGCAGCGAGUUCAAGCCCAUGACACAGAAUGAACAAAAAGAAGUCAUUAGUAAAUUUCGCAGUGGAAAAAUAAAUCUGCUUAUCGCUACCACAGUGGCAGAAGAAGGUCUGGAUAUCAAAGAAUGCAAUGUUGUCAUCCGUUAUGGGCUUGUCACUAAUGAAAUAGCCAUGGUCCAGGCCCGUGGUCGAGCCAGAGCUGAUGAGAGCACCUAUGUUGUGGUUGCCAACAGAGGUUCAGGAGUUAUUGAGCGUGAGACGGUUAACGAUUUCCGAGAGAAAAUGAUGUAUAAAGCUAUAGACCAUGUUCAAAAUAUGAAACCAGAGGAGUAUGGUCGUAAGAUUUUGGAAUUACAGAUGCAAAGUAUAAUGGAAAAGAAAAUGAAAAUCAAGAGAAGUAUCGCAAAGCAUUACAGGAGCAAUCCAUCACUAAUAACUUUCCUUUGCAAAAACUGUAGUGUGCUGGCCUGUUCAGGGGAAGAUAUUCAUGUCAUUGAAAAGAUGCAUCAUGUCAAUAUGACACCAAGAUUCAAGGACCUCUACAUUGUGAGAGAAAACAAAGCACUACAAGAGAAGUUUGCCGACUAUCAAACAAAUGGUGAAAUUAUCUGCAAAUGUGGCCAAGCUUGGGGAACAAUGAUGGUGCACAAAGGCUUAGACUUGCCUUGUCUCAAAAUAAAGAAUUUUGUAGUGGUUUUCAAAAAUAAUUCACCAAAGAAGCAAUACAAGAAAUGGGUGGAAUUGCCUAUCACAUUUCCGGAUCUGGACUACUCAGAAUACUGUCUGUUUAGUGAUGAAGAUUAACGCUGGAUUCAAGAUCCUUUUAAAAUUUUAUCAACUUAGUAUUUAAUAUGAUUUUGAUAAAUGUUUUCAUUAUGCCACAGAACUGAAGUGAGAAUUAAUAAAAUCAUUGCUUUACCCUGCA
This is a messenger RNA of Choloepus didactylus (southern two-toed sloth), 3669 nucleotides long. It is a transcript of the gene IFIH1, whose product is annotated as interferon induced with helicase C domain 1. Bases 363 to 3548 code for a protein of 1061 amino acids. The transcript has 17 exons. Gene Ontology annotation, biological process: response to virus; positive regulation of interferon-beta production; innate immune response. Gene Ontology annotation, molecular function: zinc ion binding; double-stranded RNA binding; DNA binding. NCBI's taxonomy places the organism in Eukaryota, Metazoa, Chordata, Mammalia, Pilosa, Megalonychidae. Gene Ontology annotation, cellular component: cytoplasm. The record is from RefSeq and is a predicted model, not a curated record.